Molecule: messenger RNA, 1050 nt
Organism: Klebsormidium nitens
Lineage: Eukaryota; Viridiplantae; Streptophyta; Klebsormidiophyceae; Klebsormidiales; Klebsormidiaceae
Source: the annotation of a GenBank genome assembly
AUGCUGCUCUUCGUCCCCUGCACGCUCCCGGUGAUGCCUGGCCCGCCCAGGAGAGACAGGCUGGCAUUUGCCGGGAUUCUGGCCGGGGAAGGGGACGGGGAGGGCGAGGCGGAAGGCGACGCCGAGGGGGAGGGGGAAGGAGACGCGCUCGGGGAAGGCACCGCAGAAGUGGAGGGGGACGGAGAAAGAGAGGGGGACGGAGAGAGGGAGGCUUGCGCCGACUGUGAUGGAGAAGGCGAGGGGGAGGGCUUUGCUGACGUGGACGGCGAUGCUGACGUGGAUGGCGAGGGCUGUGCUGACGUGGACGGCGAUGCUGACGUGGAUGGCGAGGGCUGUGCUGACGUGGAAGGGGAUGGAGAGGGAGAGGACGAGGGCUGCGUGGAGAGUGAGGGGCUUGAACUUGGAGAAAGCGAUGCGGAGGGUGAAGGCGAGAGAGAGAUCGAAGAGAGCAAAGGGGAGGGAGAAGUCGACGGGAAAGGAGACGUCGAUUGCGAAGGCUUGGGCGAAGGAGAUGCGGAAGGGGAGGGGGAUGAAGAUGGGAAAGCGGAUAGAGAGGGAGACGGGGAGGCGGAAGCAGAGGGGGAGGCGGAGGAUGAACUAGAAGGGGAGGGAGAUGAAGAAGGGGCAGGAGAACUAGAGGGGGAAGGAGAAGCAGACGGGGUGGCAGAGCUUGAGGGGGAAGGCGACUUCGAGGGGGCUGCAGAAGUAGAUGGGGAGGGCGACGCGGAGGGUGCGGCGGAAGUCGACGGAGACGGUGAACUAGAGGGGGCGGCAGAGCUUGAAGGGGAUGGUGAGGCGGAGGGCGCAGGCGAACUAGAGGGGGCGGCAGAGCUUGAAGGAGACGGGGAGGCGGAGGGCGCAGGCGAACUAGAGGGGGAGGGCGACGGGGCCGCCGAGACGGACGGUGACGGUAACGGUGACGGCGACGGAGAUGGCGACGGGGAUGGGGCAGGAAGGGGCAUGAUGGUCGCCGCGAACGGGCUUCCCGUCACUGGAUGGCCGGCGAUUGUGACGGUUGUGCUGAGAGUGCCUCCUUUGGAGACGGAGUAG